Molecule: messenger RNA, 2936 nt
Organism: Phoenix dactylifera (date palm)
Lineage: Eukaryota; Viridiplantae; Streptophyta; Magnoliopsida; Arecales; Arecaceae
Source: RefSeq, a predicted model, not a curated record
UGGGCCGGCCUGUUUUUCCGGCCCAGCACCAAGUCGCGGCCCGAAGGGCUGUUUCAGGCAAAACAAGGCAGACCCCGGCUUGAUCGCCGCGGCGGAGGAGGAAGAGUCCUCCUCCACCAUGAACUCCAUGGGAAUCUAGGAUAACCCUAGCUUCCACUCCUAGUUAGAGCCCCCUCGAUGGACCUCACUGCUCCUAUUUAGAGUCACUGCUCCUUUCUCUCUCUUUUCUCCCGACGGACGCCGCCGAUCCGAGGUGACGCCCCACCCUUCUUCCUCUCUGUUUCCUCUUCUCUCCACGACCCUAAGCUUCCACCGCCCAGCCUAAACGAAACCUAAAGGAAAGGGCCGCCAUGGCAAAGGCCAAGAAGAAAAGCAAAGAGAGGAGGAAGAAAGGAUCUGGUCCCCACCUCCCUUCUUGUCUCCGCAAGGAGAUCGAUCUCCUAAACCCUAACCCUAACCCUAACCCUAAGUCUUCUGAGCAUGACUCUGGAUCUGAUGGAGAAGUGGGAGUUGUCAAUGUAUAUGAGUACGAGGAGCCGCUCCCCCAAGAGGAAUCGAAAAAGAAUCGACGGUUCGAUUCUGUGGAGAACUAUGAGUACGAGUUCCCGGCAGAGUUCGAGGACGAGGAUGUGCCUUCGGAUGAUGAAGAGGAUGAUGAUAUCCCGUCGGACAAGUCGGAUGAAGAGGAGAAAGGUGAUAGACAUCUGAGGAUGCUCCAGGGGAUCACCGGCAUGCCCGGCGAGGCAUUUGAAGGUAAGGAAAAGAAGAAGGCGGUUUUAGUGGACUUUCAAGGGAAUGUGGGUGAUGGGCAGAUCAGCAUCCACGAUCUUUUGGACCCUCUUCAUGACAAGCCUGGGUAUAGCAAGCUUAGGAGGAGAUUGGAUCACCUGGAAAUGAAGCAGAUGCCCUUUCAGGCCCCACUUCCGAAGGUGGAGAGGGAGAAGUUGGAGAGGAAGGUGGCCUACGAGCAUUCAAAGAAGGACGUCACUAAGUGGGAGCCGUUGGUGAAGAGGAACAGAGAGGCCCCUUUUCUGUAUUUUGAUGAGGAUGUGAAUUUGGGCUUCUCAACUGUUGGAGCUAUUGCUUCUAAAUUUGAACCAAGGACAGAGUUUGAGAAGAAGAUGGCUUUGCUGGUCCAGAAUCCAGAAGUUAUGGAGGCCCAUGAGAAAGAUGGUUCCAGACCUCUCGAGCUAAACAAGAUCUCUGUUGAAGAUGUGAAAGACCACCAGAAUCGCCUUGCUAAAAUGCGUAGCCUUCUUUUCCGUCAUGAGAUGAAGGCGAAGCAUGUUAAGAAAAUUAAAUCCAAGACAUAUCAUCGUAUUUUGAAGAAAGAGAAACUGAAGGCAACAUCAGCUGAAAUGCAGAUGGAUACUGAAGCUGCUAAAGAUUAUGCUAUGAAACAGGAAUUCAAACGUGUAGAGGAACGUAUGACUUUGAAGCAAAACAACUCGAAAUGGGCAAGGCGUAUCUUACAGCAUGGAUUAGAAGUACAAGACGAGGGCACUCGAGCUGCCAUAGCUGAACAACUUCACAAGCAUGAACUUUUGACCAAAAAAGUGAAUACGAUGAAAGAAACUAACAGCAGUGAUGACAGUAGUGAUGAGGAUUCUGAAGAAGUCUUACCUAGAACAGGCACCGAACAGGCUUCCAAGCUUCUAAACAGGGCAAAAGAAAAGACAGCUACUGUCAUGGAAGAGGAGGAUGAGAUACCAAAAUCAGGAGUCUUUGCAUUGCCUUUCAUGGAACGUGGUCUAAAAAAGCGACAGGAGGUAGCUUAUGAAGAAGCUCGCCUUGCUCUUCAAGAGUAUGAUAAAUCUCUGAGGCAGCUUGAGGAGGAUGAUGAGUCAGAAAGCCCAAAAUUAGCAAAAGUUAGUGGUAGAAAGGUUUUUGGGGGUGCUAAAAAGCAGCCGCAAGAGUCUCAUAAGAGAAUGAGUUCGGAUAAUGUUGGCACUAGUGAUGGUGAAGAUGACAUUGAAGCUACUGAACAUGAGGAAGUUGGGCUUGGAGUAAAUAGCGAGUCACAGGAAGUACAGGUUGGAUCUUCUCUCCGUGAUGAAUCUGAAACUCAUCAGGAUGCUGUAUUUAAGAGUUUCGAUGACAUGAUCAAAAACCCUAGUCCAAAGACGACAUAUGAAGUUGCGAUAUUUGCUUCAAAUUCCUGGAAAUUGAUGACAUGUGAAAAUGCAGUAAAUAGCACUACUGCACAAGCCAAGGCCAUUGAGAAUCCUAUUCCCACUGAGGUCAUCAAGUUUCAAUUUGGUUGCUGGCCUUAUACUUGGCUUGCUAGAUUCCAGGAAACGGAUCAGAACAGUGAUUCAGAUUCUGAUGAGGAGAUGGUGGAUGGGUUCCUGUCAUCCAAUGCACAAGCUGAUUAUGAACUUCCUUCUCAAGCUGACCUUAUACACCGUGCUUUUGCUGGUGAUGAUGUGGAGGCCGAGUUUGAGAAGGACAAAAUGGAGCUACUUAAUGAGGAGAACCCUGAACCUGAAAAACCAGUUCUGGUUCCUGGAUGGGGACAAUGGGCUCACGUUCAACAGAAGAAAGGCAUGCCUUCUUGGAUGAUAGAAGAACAUAACAAUGCCAAGAGGAAGAGGGAAGAAGCCCUAAAGAAGAGGAAGGAUGCAAAUCUCAAACAUGUUAUUAUUUCAGAGAAUACUGAUAAGAAGGCGGAAAAACUUCUCACAAAGAAUUUGCCCCAUCCCUAUAAAUCAAAAGAAGUUUAUGAGCAGAGCAUCCGCAUGCCGAUUGGUCCUGACUAUAACCCAGCAAUAUCAGUUAGAGCACUUAAUCGGCCUGCGGUUGUCAAGAGAGCUGGGAUCUUAAUAAAGCCAAUUCAGUUUGAGGAGGUAGAUGCCCGUGAGAAGCUGGAGGAACCCAAACGGGUUAUACGGAAGGACCAGUUAAUCGAGGAAUGCAAUGGUCCAGAUAUGGAAUGA